Branchiostoma floridae (Florida lancelet) is the source of this 2745-nucleotide messenger RNA. RefSeq names its product cytochrome P450 2D4-like. Gene Ontology annotation, molecular function: iron ion binding; heme binding; oxidoreductase activity, acting on paired donors, with incorporation or reduction of molecular oxygen, reduced flavin or flavoprotein as one donor, and incorporation of one atom of oxygen. NCBI's taxonomy places the organism in Eukaryota, Metazoa, Chordata, Leptocardii, Amphioxiformes, Branchiostomatidae. The record is from RefSeq and is a predicted model, not a curated record. The coding region runs from base 97 to 1620 and encodes 507 amino acids. The transcript is spliced from 7 exons. Gene Ontology annotation, cellular component: intracellular membrane-bounded organelle; cytoplasm. Gene Ontology annotation, biological process: xenobiotic metabolic process.
CGGUAGCUCUGUCGCCGGCUAUCUCUUUUGACAAAUUACUAAACCUAUUUCGUUACUCAUUUCAAACAACUUAUGGAGUCGACUACAGCCUACUGAAUGUCCAAGAUGGCGCAGGCCUUCAAGAUCCCAGAAAGUUUCCCGUUCACUUCCAUGGACUUGUCUACCUUACUGGUCUUUAUUGUCACCUUUGUGCUAGCUGUGAGAUUUUUUAAGGUGAAGGGACACGUACAAGGGAACCUACCACCGCUGGUGCCAGGGGGGUGGCCUCUGGUCCACCACAUGCCAGCUUUCUUUACGAAAAAUCUGCCUCUCCAACUUCACAAGUGGGCCAAAGAGUUCGGCGACGUUUACCGUGUGAAGUGGUUUAUGAAUAAGGAAGUACAUGUUGUGAGUGGAUACACGGCUAUCAAGGAAAUGCUGGAGAAAGAUGAGUUUUGUACACGGCGUGAUAGAUAUGUCGAGAUUGCUGUGGGAGGUGAUCAGGACAUUUUAAUGGCUCCGUACGGAGAAGUCUUCAAGAAACGGCGGCGAUUUGCAACCAGUGUCUUCAGGCGUCUUGGAGUGAAGAUGGGUCAAGGGAGUAUAGAAUAUCAAAUUCAAGAAGAGGCACGUUUUAUCUGUGUCAAGAUCUCCGGAUACAGCGAGCAGCCGUUUGACGUCUCCUCCGACCUGACAACUGCCGCAGGGAACAUCAUCUGCGCCCUGGUGUUUGGGAAACGGUUCGACUACGGAGAUACCAGAUUCCAACAUCUGCAGACGACGAUGAAGAAACUUGGAGAGGAGAUGGCCAGGUGGCAAAUUCCUUUCAUCACCUUUAUCCCAUAUGUUCAAGAUCCAGCCGCGGGACUGCGCUUCUAUUCCAAGAAACUACAACUGUUCAUCCGUGAGGAAAUAGAUCGGCACCGUCUGAAUCUGGACCCGGAGAAUCCAAGAGACUUCAUAGACUACUGCCUGCUCCAACUGGCCCAGCAGGACGGGAACGAAAUAUGGAUGAAUGACGACAACGUGGUGUAUAUUCUUCAGGACCUCUUCGUGGCAGGGACGGACACCACGGCUGCCACACUGACGUGGGCCCUGCUCUACAUGAUCCUUUAUCCGGAUGUACAGCAGAAGGUCCAGGCCGAACUUGACAGUGUGCUUGGCGCCACCAAACCGAAUCUGGCACACAGAGACCAGCUUCCCUUCACCGCUGCCACCAUCAUGGAGUCCCAGCGAAUCCGCCACAUCGCAGGUUUAAUGUUCAUUCGCGAUACAGCUGAGUCAACACGCCUCCGUGGUUUCGACAUUCGGAAGGGGAAAAAACUGGUUCCGAACCUUAGGUCCGUCCACAUGGACCCUGAGGUCUGGCCCAAUCCGGAUGAGUUUGACCCCAGCCGGUUCCUAGAUGCGGAAGGCAAGGUUGUGAAGAAUCCACCAUCGUUCUUACCCUUCUCCGCAGGCCGUAGGAACUGCUUAGGUGAGCAGCUGGCGAAGAUGGAACUCUUCCUCCUGUUCUCCACCAUCCUGCAGCACUUUACGCUAAAGGUGCCAGAGGGCGCUCCUACACCUUCAACCGAAGGGAUCAACAAGUCGUUGAGCAUGGGGCCUGUGCCUUUCCAACUUUGUGCCGUCUCUCGCUGAUGUUAAAGUUAUUACAAGGAUAGAUACGUGUUGAUCCCUUGACUUCCAUGAUCAGAAUAGAUAGAAAAGAUAAUAACGUAGAGAACGUUUUUUUUCAGCACACGUCAUGGAAACGUUUUAGGUUUCCGCUUAGAUCCGCUUAGAGACUUCUAAAUUUGUAGUGCUUUACCCCCAACGUUUAGAUUAUCUAUGCAAAACCAGAUAAUGUUCAGAAAGCUAAAACUUUAUAUUAUUUCACGUUAUUAUUAAUCAGUUGAUUUAUUAAUUAGAAUUACAAAUUCAGAAUGUAACGAAUUUAGCCUCUGAUACAUUUUGAUGACUAAACUUAGAAAAGAGUGUCCAUCUAUCCAUAAUUAUCUAUUUAUUUAUUUAUCUAUGUAAUAUUGGUGAAUUGUAAGGUCUAUAUUUCAUCUUUUAUCUCCAGGAAAUCAUAUGCUCAGCUUUCCAGAUGUUUAAAAAUCCCAUCCUCCUACGCACGGUCCCCAACGGCACAAGCUGACUGCCUGUUGGGACCCUGCUGUCUGGAGGCCCACCAGCGGUUACUGUGAUUGUCGCCACAAACCAGCUGUCAGCCAAUAAGAGAAUAGGCUUUUUUGUUUUCGAAAGGGACCUCGCAAAGGCCUGAUUGGGCGCUGAUUGAAUGAUUCCCACAUAAGGGUAAGCCCAUUAAUAUUUAUAAGCAGGGCGGUCAGUAACUGAUCUGAGUGCUCCAGACAGCAGAGGUGACCACAAGGAGUUUCGACACGAUUGUAGUCCUUCUGCGUAGGUGAAUGAAAAAUCCAUGGUAUCAAGAAAAAGCUCAACAAGUUACUUGAUAUUAAAUUGUUGUCAUUAGUGCUAUUUGCGGUAUUCACAAUUAUAGGAUGCAACUUUACCAACCAUGUCGGGUUAUAAAGCUUAUAGAGUAAGGUCAGUAUAUUUCCGACAAAAAAAUUAAUAUCAAUUUUACAUUUUAUUAUACUAUGUCACAUUACGUUAUGUAGGUGUGUGUGGACAACUUCGUAACUUAAUCAAAUGAGAGAGAGGAUUAGGAUAAGACAUUAAAGGGGAAGUAGACAUUAAGGUUAACUCUAGCUCUAUGGAAAUGGAGAAGAAGAAAGAAGUGUCAGUAGCUAGAUGAAUGUA